Symbiodinium pilosum is the source of this 411-nucleotide messenger RNA. The record is from the annotation of a GenBank genome assembly. Lineage: Eukaryota; Dinophyceae; Suessiales; Symbiodiniaceae.
AUGCUGGCGAUUCGACGCCACUAUUGUGCCGCAGGACUGCGGUUGCGAAGAUCUACCGUUUCGCUUCGUUUCCCUGUAUCAGUACAUGUCAGGCGAAAUGCCGAUGCGCAUGGGCAAAGAGCUUGGCUUGGAAUUUUGCCCGUCGACGAAGUUGAAGAUUAUCCACAGCGUGAUCCAGAGAAGGAGCUCCCAACGUGGGCUUUUGUUGCUGCACCAGCUUCUGCGGUGGUGCUCAUGAUUGCCAUCAUGUCGACAUCAGACAUCAAACUCAUGUUGUCCGAUAGACGAGCGCUGCAAGCUGGUGGCUGGGUGUGCCAGCAAUGUCUUGCUGUCAAUGAGGUGCAAGACCAGUACUGCAAGCUGUGUAAGCAAAAGCAGGCAGAUGACCUGUCACUCAGGCGCUCGGCUUGA